AUCUUUGAUUGGGUUGUCCCUGACAGACUACUUAUUCCAUCCCUGACCACUGUCACCAUCCCACUGACCAGAUCCUCUCACCUCUUUGCUUCCUCAGUUACAAUGGUCGAACUCAACGGAACAUCUGCACCUGCCUCUGAUUCCCGCACAGGGGAUCAUGUCGAUCAGAUCGCCAUCUCCCCCACAGCCCCUGACCAAGUGGCCAAUCUUGCACAGACCAUUGCCUCGUUGGCCAAGUCCUUUACUGCCGGUGAUUCCGGAGUUCGACAGAAGCUGCUCGAAGCUGCCGAUUCCCUGCUUUCUGCCCUGGAGACUCCUCGCGAGACAAUUCUCCGCUAUUGCUGGCGCAACCCUACUGGCUUCGCGGCCAUCGAAAGCGGAAUCAACCUGGGCAUCUUCCGCUACCUCUCCAGCCAUGAGCGCCCCAUUCCCAUCCCCGAGCUGGCCACCGCCACCGGGGCAGACACCGUCCUCCUCCAACGAAUCAUGAAAAACCUCAAUGCCGUCCACGCCGUGACCGAAACCGACCGAGACGAAUACAUCAGUAACAACUUCACACGCACCGUUGCCAACACCCGCUACGCCGAUGCCUUUCCCACAAUAACAGGAACCACCUCCCCCGCCAUCACCGCCAUCCCCGAAUUCCUCCGCAAAACCCAAUACCAAAACCCCACCAACGGACUCGUCUGUCCCUUCCAACAGGGCUUCCGCACUGAGUUCUCCUUCUUUGACUUCUUAUCCCGGGAUUCUACCCUCAGCGCCCAAUUCAACAACCUCAUGUCCGUUUACCACCAAGGCCGCGCCAGCUGGAUGGACCAGGGCUUCUACCCCGUGGAGCGCCUCCUCACUCCCACUCCCAUCACCUCCACUCCCGACAGCAAUAUCCUCCUCGUCGACGUCGGCGGCGGCAAAGGUCACGAUCUGAACGAGUUCCGCAUCAAAUGGCCCGCCGCUACCGGCCGCUUAAUCCUGCAAGACCAGCCCGCCGUACUGGCCGAAGCCACGGGCCUGCACGAGUCCAUUGAACGCAUGCCACAUGAUUUCUUCACGGAACAGCCGUGCAAGGGAUCCCGCGCCUACUUCCUCCACUCCGUCCUCCACGACUGGCCCGACGACAAAUGUCUGAAGAUCCUGGCCCCGUUACGCGCGGCCAUGACACCGGGCUAUAGUCGACUGCUAAUCAACGAGAACGUCAUUCCUGAUCGUGGAGCCCAUUGGCAAGCUACUGGGUUGGAUUGGGUCAUGAUGGCGGAUUUUGCGGGCGCGGAGAGGACGGAGGCGCAGUGGAGGGGGUUGUUGGGGAGAGCGGGAUUCAGGAUUUUGAAGAUUUGGGUGGGGGAUGCGUGGUCGGAGAGUUUGAUUGAGUGUGAGGUGGAGGUGUAGGUUGGGUAUCUGGCUGUUGUUUCUGUUGGGGUUGAUGUUUAGAUAGAGAAUGGAUUAAUGAGAUGGAUCUAUGGAUGGUUUGGGGUUGACUAUACUGGGGGGAUUUGAUUGGGUAGUAUAUGAGGGCUUGGUGGGGUUUGAGUGGUGUAUAUAUCUUAAUAGCC
Messenger RNA from Aspergillus sclerotioniger CBS 115572, 1547 nucleotides. Its product is annotated as o-methyltransferase. Lineage: Eukaryota; Fungi; Ascomycota; Eurotiomycetes; Eurotiales; Aspergillaceae. The coding region runs from base 103 to 1383 and encodes 426 amino acids. Gene Ontology annotation, molecular function: O-methyltransferase activity. The transcript is spliced from 5 exons. The record is from RefSeq and is a predicted model, not a curated record.